Molecule: messenger RNA, 1800 nt
Organism: Ananas comosus (pineapple)
Lineage: Eukaryota; Viridiplantae; Streptophyta; Magnoliopsida; Poales; Bromeliaceae
Exons: 6
Coding region: 166-1605 (479 amino acids)
Source: RefSeq, a predicted model, not a curated record
CCCAAGCCCUUUCUCUUACCCCCCGCACUCAGCUCAAGUAGUAACCGCCGCAUCGGAUCCAUUUCUCCGGCCCCUUCUCACUCCCCUGCGGCGGCGGCGGCGGCGGCGGCGCCACCGCAGUCUCUGAAGUGGGAUCGUGGUGGUGGAGUAGCAGUAGAUCUCGCCAUGGAUUACGAACGGAUCGAGAAGCCAUUCUCUCACCAGGGCGGAGGAGGGUUCUCGCCGAAGAAGCUUCGGGCGAUGUUGUUGGGAGCGGAGAAGAGGAGGAAGGAGGCGGAAGAGGUGGAGUCCGAGUUCUCGCUCAGAUCCGAGCUCACCGUGUCGGAAACCGAUGAAAGGCGUGGUAGUGUUUGCGACGAGUGCAAGGAUGUGGACAUGGUGAGCUCCACUUCGUUGGAGACCUCGAUCACUCACAGAUCGAGAGAUCCGAGGCUUCGAUCUCAGGACGAGGACUCUUUCGAUUCGGAGAGCAUAGCGUCCAAUUUCGAGUUCCACAAGGAUCGGAACCCUAAUCGAGCUGCGAUGGUGGCGGCAGCAACGAUCAUGCCGCCAUUCUCGAAACCGGCCCCGUCGAAAUGGGACGACGCGCAGAAGUGGAUUGCAAGCCCUAAUUUGAACAGGGUAGGCAAAGUUGGUGGCGCAAUGCCGAAGAAGAUGGAUAAGGUUGGGGUUGGUAACAGGUUCCCGGCCACGAAGGUAGUGGUCGAGGUUACGGAGGAAUUAGGAACGAAGAGGAUUGAUCAUAACCAAGCAAAGGUUUCAUGUUGUGUGCCUGAUCCCUAUCCAGAAAUGGAGAAUAUUGUUGCUGAAUCUGAGAUUACUAUUAGCCGCCAUGAUUCGUCUACAUCCCUUCAAAGUGCUACAGCAUUUGUAAAUCCCCCGUCAACAGUCAGAUCCGUAUCCAUGAGAGAUAUGGGCACCGAGAUGACUCCCAUUGCAAGUGAAGAACCUUCCCGGACUGGAACUCCUUUAAGAUCUACAACACCAACGAGAAGCCCUAAUUCUUCGCGGCCAUCAACUCCGAGGAGAGCACGACCUACUUCAGAGGCAGCUGCCCUGGCUGAGAAUCAUGGUGAUUGUAGCCAAAAGGAAUUAAGCGAACAGGAACUGCAAAUGAAGAUUAGAAGGGAAAUAAUGAUUCUUGGCACACAGUUAGGCAAGACCAACAUUGCGGCAUGGGCAAGCAGAGAGGAGCAGAGAACAGAUGCAUCUGUCUCUCUCAAUACUUUGUCCAUGGACCAACCAGGUCCUGCUAGUAGAGUUAUUGAAACCCGUGCGACAGCAUGGGAGGAGGCAGAGAAAGCAAAAUACUUGGCCAGGUUUAAACAAGAAGAAAUGAAGAUCCAAGCAUGGGAAAAUCAUCAAAAAGCGAAAACUGAAGCUGAAAUGAGAAAAAUUGAGGUUGAGGUGGAGAGGAUGAGAGCCAACGCUCACGAUAGGCUUAUGAACAAGUUGGCAGCAGCAAAGCAUAAGGCCGAGGCAAAGCGCGCAGCAGCCGAGGCCAACAGAAACAGAGAAGCGGCAAAAACUGCCCAGCAAGCAGAGUAUAUCAGAAGAACCGGCCGCAUACCGACCUCAAUUUCCUGCUGGGGUUGGUGCGCUUAGCUUUUCGUCUUCAACGAAGAAGCUCUCGGUAUCAUCUUCAAACUACUCGAGGUUUCUACCAUUCUUUUAAUUUGCCUGUAAAUUUUACUGUCAGAUAUUUUGUUCUAUGCUUUGUCUCUGCAGCUUGAAUUACUCUGUUCAUUGGAAAUUGAGCAUCUAUAUGUCACUUCAAGAUCAUUAACUUUUACUUUUUAA